Messenger RNA from Procambarus clarkii (red swamp crayfish), 1618 nucleotides. The record is from RefSeq and is a predicted model, not a curated record. NCBI's taxonomy places the organism in Eukaryota, Metazoa, Arthropoda, Malacostraca, Decapoda, Cambaridae.
UUCCAUUCCUGAUGAGCCAAUCAGGUAAGACCAUUGACCAGGAAUCCCUCUUCAGUAGGCUCUGUCGCUAGCAGGCUUUCGCUAGCUUAGUCACAGUUAAGGUCAACACGACGGUCACACUUCAGUCGGCACAUUUGUGCCAGGUGAGAACGACGGGCUCGCCAUAGCCCGUGCUGCUUGGAACUUGUUGUUCCGUAAUUGAAUCUAUAACAACAAGAACAAGAAGAAGGUCAUACCUGCUGUUCGUCUCUAUGGUACAGGUGUACAGUAUUGGCGCCAUUCUUGAGGCUACUUGGGACAAAGCCUUAAGAACAUAAGAACAAGCUGAGGUCUUAGAGAGAAGAUGAUAGCCGAUAAUUAUUCCGGCAUGAGGCUACUGAGGACGCCGCUGAGGACAGGGAUGAGGUGGGGCCACUGGGUGUUGGUGGCUGUGUGUUGCUGGGUGUUGCUGCCUCCUCUACACGCCAGUAACUCCCUCUUCUACCAGUUCUAUGUAGACACAUCCGGCCCAGAGUUCACCAAGUGUACGCCAAUAGAAGCCAACUUGACCGCAAGCAGUCCCAGUAAGGCUCUGAUCUACUGCGUCGCCAGAUGCUCUCAAGCAGGCGCCUGCAAAUUUGCAUUCCUUAAUGGAGAAACCUGCGUGAUGCACAGUGUAGUGCUAGCCUCUGGGAUGAACACGACCAACACUGGCGCAGUAGAGGCCUACAGGCCAUCCUCUGAGAGUACACCUUACGUCGAUAUAUCGUCCACUGCCACAGUCACCGCAACUACAGACUUCUCCGGCUUUCCGACAUUUUCUGCUUCAUUGUUGCAGGGAGACUCAUGGUGCUGGAUCGCGGUGAGUGACUGCCCCUGCACCAUCGACAGCAAGAAUCAGAACGUGAAAAUCAACCUGAACUCUGCUCGCUACAUUAGAAAAAUGCGUGUCUACCCGACCGUCCCUGCCUACACUAGCCUUUCUACACAUCUGCAGAUCUAUGUUGGCAACACUGGCAGCAUCACCACCGACCCGCUUCUCGUAGAUGAUCAGAACUCUUAUGGCAGGCAGGAGUACUAUCGCUCUUACAAAGUGAAUCUGACGGCCCAGUACAUAACAUUCUACAAGAACACGGGAGCCAACAUAUGCCUCUGUAAAGUGUUCAUCUAUGAUUAGUAGUGACUGGAGGCAUCAACGAGGCUUGGCGUCUGGGGGCGGCUAGGGAAGGAGAGAGACAUCAAUUAUUAAAUACAGUGAGACCUGUAUUUUGUUAUCCUUGUCUUGUGUGGCUAUCCUGGUAUUGCGUGUUAUUCUCGUAUUGUGGGUUAUCCUGUUUUUGUUGCUAGUUUACUGUGCACCCCAUGUAUUGUGUAUUGUGUAUUAUCCUGGUAUUGUGGGUUAUUGUGGUAUUGUGGGUUAUCCUGGUAUUGUGCCUUAUCAAUGGGUUGUUUGGUUAUCCUGGUAUUAUGUCUUGUCAAUGUAUUGUUUGAUUAUCCUGGUAUUAUGCCUUACCAAUGUAUAGUUUGGUUAUCCUAGAAUUGUGUCUUAUCAGUGUAUUGGUUAGUUAUCCUGGUAUUAUGCCUUAUAAAUGUAUUGUUUGGUUAUCCUGGUAUUGUUUUAUAUAAUUUUGCAAGUACA